Messenger RNA from Trichoderma breve, 693 nucleotides. RefSeq lists its product as uncharacterized. NCBI's taxonomy places the organism in Eukaryota, Fungi, Ascomycota, Sordariomycetes, Hypocreales, Hypocreaceae. The transcript has a single exon. The record is from RefSeq and is a predicted model, not a curated record. The coding region runs from base 1 to 693 and encodes 230 amino acids.
AUGUCCUGGACAUGGUUCAACGGACACAAAGACAUACUAGAUCUUUCCCCGUAUCGCAUACCUAAAGAUGGGUUUAUUCCCCUGCAGACGAAGCUCCUCAAAGAGACUAGAGCCAUCUCGCUGGAUGCGGAUCACGUCGACAAUCGGUUGGUAGCCGGGCUGUUUGGUGAGAGUAGCCUUCUUCCGAACGUCCGCACCAUCUACCUGAUGGCAGGAAACAUAUUUCUGGCAGAAAGACAAUCUUGGCAUCCCCAUGCAGUAGCCCGACUCUUUGGACACAAUUCAUUUGCCCAUGUUGACAUAGAAGAUGACAAAGAGGUUGAGCGGCUUGAGCAGCUGCUACACGAGAUGGCCAGCGCUUCUGACGGUAGCUUCACGGACAAGUGGCACAGAGAUACCAUUACCAGAUUGCAGACUCAAGUUCGACCGCCGGCCACCUUGAUGGGGCCCUGGAAGAAGGCAAAACAGCUCGUAAUGCAAGGGUGGAUGUCGUACAACGUCGACGCUUUCUCUUUAGAUAUCGAGAGCUAUGUCAAGGAAGACGGUAUGAUAAAAGAAGACGAGGUCAGAAAGUCGUAUCCCGAAAUACCUACAGUCAAAUUAGUGCAGACAUUUGAACUGUCGCCGGUCACUAAGCUCGCAAAGUGGUACAAAGAUUAUGGAAGACAGUAUAUCGAGGACAUGAGAGGUUGA